Aspergillus candidus is the source of this 1088-nucleotide messenger RNA. RefSeq names its product acyl carrier protein (gene acpA). Gene Ontology annotation, biological process: fatty acid biosynthetic process. The coding region runs from base 198 to 611 and encodes 137 amino acids. Gene Ontology annotation, molecular function: acyl binding; acyl carrier activity. Gene Ontology annotation, cellular component: mitochondrion. Lineage: Eukaryota; Fungi; Ascomycota; Eurotiomycetes; Eurotiales; Aspergillaceae. The transcript has 7 exons. The record is from RefSeq and is a predicted model, not a curated record.
GCCGCCCGCAGGAUUUGUGCUGCUUCCGAGCCGCAACACCAAAAGAGAGAGAGAGAAUUCAUUGCUUUGCUCCGUCAUCCGUUCCAUCUUGAUCUUUCCAACCACCCUUCACAUCUUCCCCCCUCUCCUCCCCCCGUUUUAAUCUACAGUUCUUCUCUAGGCUACAAACGCCUUCUCUUUUUACACUCUCCACCACCAUGUUUCGCUCCGCUGUCGUCCGCUCCUUGAGAGCCUCUGUGCCUCGUGCCGUCCGCACUCCGGCCUCCUUCCAGAUCCGUAGCUCUCCCAUCGCCCGUCCGGCUCAAUUCGCUCCUCGCUUCGCCUACCAGGGUGUCCGUCUCUACUCCGCUCCCGCCGGUCUGAACCAGGAGGAGGUUGAGGGUCGUAUCGUCAACCUGCUGAAGAACUUUGACAAGGUUUCCGAUGCUAGCAAGAUCAACGCUUCCUCGCACUUCUCGAACGACCUUGGUCUGGACAGCCUGGACACCGUUGAGGUUGUGAUGGCUAUUGAGGAGGAGUUCAGCAUUGAGAUCCCCGACAAGGAGGCCGAUGCCAUCCACAGCGUGAACCAGGCGGUGUCUUACAUCCUGGCUCAGCCCGAUGCCCACUAAUUUAUUGUAAUAUGAUGACGCGGACUCUGGCGUGGAUGAGAUAGAAGAAAUGAAGGGAUAGUAUUGGGGUGCAUCUGCGCGGGCGUCUCGACCUCGGGACCAUGACCGUAUAGUCGAAGGCGCUACUCUGUAUGCUGACCAUACCGUGCUUUUGGACCCUGUUAUAUCGUGUAUAUCACCAUCAAUGCAGUUUUGUCAGACCUACGGAUCUUAGUGGAAUAGAUUGUGUUGACCUGUUACCAUGGAUAAGCAUGAUUGAUGCAUCGAGUAUUACUUAUCUGGAGACUGUCCGGAAUGAUUGGCAGGACAACGACUGAAAUGGGACCAGAUGAGUAGAGUGGGAGGUGACUGUAGGUGAUGCCGGGUCAUCCGGGGAUAGAAGCAUGGUUACAAGGCCAAUGUUUCUACAAGUAUAUUAUCCUCAACAAGUAUAUCCUUUAAAAACUCCGAAAGACAGACCAUGGAGGGUAGUCUAUA